UUAUCUCGACCUUUCACAUCUAUAUACUUUGCCGGGUCGAGAUUCGUUCUACAUACUGCGCGCUGAACAUUUAACAGACUCGUCUCAGUAAGAGAUGUUCAGUUUACGAUUACUCGUUCAUCAUGAAGGAACAGUCGAAAAGUGAAAAAGACUUAGUAGUAACUUUGGAAGAAGGAUUACAACAGGAGAAGCAGGAAUAUAUAAACAAGCUCAGAUAUAACACCAACUGUUGCAAGCAAUGGAUACGAUGCAUCAGACUAAUAUUUUUAUUAGAACUGACGUUAUUUUUUGGAUGGGGUUGUUACAUGAUCUUACAGAGUUAUCAUUCCCGAGUAAUGGAAAAUGAGGUUACGGAUAGCAUUCGUGAGAGAUAUUUACCAGUGUUUGAAUCAGUGUCUGAAGUACAGAAAGCACAUCCAACUACGAAAGAAAUGCCUGUGAUAUUUGUCAAACCGGAAAUUAUCACAGAUAAGCUAAAUAAUUUUCUGGGAGGCAUAGAAUCGACUAAGGAACAAGGCAAGACAAUUGUAAUAGAUGUAGACAGCAUAAUGCCAACGAGUUCACAGAAUUCUAUUAGCAUGCUAAGUAAUAAUAUGGUGGAAGCAAGUGAUAUCAAUAAUUCACCGAUGACAUCACCGUCGGAAGAUUUAGUGUAUAACGAAGAAUUUAUGAAGAAUUUGAUGCCAUGGAAAAUUUUUUCUUUCAAAGAUUCUGUUAAUAAUAAACGAUUUCUUGAAAAACUGCAAAAUAUAGCUAAAUUAAUAGAAAUUAAUGAUUCAGAACAGUUUGAAAACAGCUAUGAUUUUACUGAGGAUGCUAAUCGAUUGACGUUAAACAACCAGAAAGAUCGUGCAUUAGAUACAUCCAAUGAAAUCGAAAGUUUAGGACUUGAUGUUACAACGAGUGUAAAUCUUGAAGAUUUCAUGAAUUUCAAAAUAAACUUUGAUAAUAGUCCGCAAGAUCUGGGACAGAGAUUUCUCGAUUUAACAAAAGUUGAGAUGCAAGAUGAUCAUGGUGAGAAGAAGAAUGGUUUUUUGGAAGCUUGGACUGACGAACAAGUAAAUACAUCUUUAGAAUCAGAUCUCGUUAUAUGUCCACCUGAUCAAUCCUCUGAAUCUUCUGAUAUGUCUUCAGAACAUUUGAUCACAAAUCCUUUGAUUUCUCAAUCUGUAUCAGUACCAGAAUUAUUAGAACAAAUUAAAAAUAUUUUGAGUAAUGAUAAUACAAAAAAUAAAGAUAAACAUGACGCAGAUGAUAGUAACAUGUCGAUGUCAACAUCAUCUGACGCAUUUGCGUCCGAAAACGAUGAGCAUUUUGCUUUCGAUACACAGAUACCUAUCGUACAAAAUAUACAAGAUCAUCAUUUGUCAGAAAUUAUUGCAAACACAAAAGAAGAAGAAGCAAAAUAUAAUUUAAUGAAGAAUAUUGAAUCUAUUGAUUCCGAGUUUUUGCAACCAAAAAUACAAGACAUUGCAGAAUCUUCGACACCAAAUGUUAAAUUUCAGUGGUUUAAUGCGCCCCCUACUUUUGCAAACGAUCUACAAUUUGGAUUGAAAGACAUAUCAGAAUCGAGCAAGACACAAAAUCCAUCAUUAGAGGAUACAAUUGAGAACACGGAGACCAACACUUUUAUUCCAGGAAAAGAUAAAUUCCAUAUUCAAUGCCAGACCGAACUCAAAAUGAAUGUUCUCAGAAUUAGAUGUCCUGAAAUGAUGAUUGAUGAAGAAUGGAAUUUUACUUCUUCUGGUACACAUAUAAACGAUUUUUUAAACGUUAAUAAUUUCAAAAAUAAUUUUUCUAAUAUGGAUGAUUAUAAUGAUGAUUACAAUAAAGAUGAAAGCAAACAAUCGAGGGAUGAAUCAAUUUCUAACGAGAAUUCUGAUAAAAAAGUUGCAAGCUUGCAGCACAGUGUACCUAAAGUAACCGACGCAGUUGAAUUACAAGAAAAUAUGUCAGUAAGAAGUUUGAAAAACGCAUUUGAUUUUACUUUCAAAAUAGAUUCUUUUGAUAGACCAGAAAUCGAUAAACACGAUGAAAUUAAUAGUCCAGACAAAGAAAAAAUAAAGCAAGAAAUAUCCUCUUCUUCUACAACGAUAUCCUCCUUUACUAGUGAAUUUGAUUCAGACACCGUCGAUUUGAACAAGGAGUGGAAUCCAUUAUUAGAAAUUUUCGAUAUGCUACAACAAAAACAAUUAAAAGUUACAGAAGAACAAGAUCUUUUAAAUUCCAAAAAUGCUGAAACUUUUUUGGAAAAUAACCAACGCGUUUACGACUUGGAAAAGAAACUAACUUCUAUAUUUAAUGAUGAAAUUUUAAAUAUUAUAAAGCAACAAUAUCUAUCAGAAAGUUUUUCUACAGAUGAUUAUUCGGAUUACAUUUGCAACAUUUCUCUUAACAUCUGUUCUUCGUCUCCAAAUUCAUGGCGUCAGACGUAUGUUGAUUUAAAAAAAUUCUUGGAACAUGUACAUGAUCAUGAUAAUCCAUCCGAUAUAGGGAACGACUACAAUUACAGAAAGAAACGAAUGGCUGAUGAUUUAACGGAGCAAUAUGAACAAGUAUCAAAUACAUUGGAAGAAAUUAAUAAAAAUGUAAAUGUAUUACAAAAAUUGAAAACAAUUUUUCGAAGAAUGGAGGUUUUUGCCGCCUGCAUUGAUACACUUCAUGAACGUCAUCUUCUUAAUAAUAAACUGGAUGAUGAUUAUGUUUCGAACGAAUUUUCGAUGGAAACUAAUGAACACCGAGACUCAGAUAUAAAUCCAUAAAAGGUAAAUGGAAAAUAUAUAAUAUAUAUAAAUAUUUCUAUUUUUGUAUACUAUGUUAGUUUUUUAUGUAUUUUAUAAUUGAUUUAUAAAAAUAUUUGUUUUAUUUAUGCCGACUAUAUUACACAUUCACACAUCUAUUACAUUGUAAUAACUACAUUAUUAUGAUCAAAGAGAGAAGAACGAAUAAUAGAUACGUAUAUCAUACAUACAUACAUAUAAAGUACAUUUCAAUUGUUUUUUUAUCGCACAAUAUGUUAUUAUAUUUAAUAUGUAUACUUAAUAUGUAAUAUUCUCUCUCACACGAAAUUUGUUCGUAAACCUAUGGAUAUUUGACAAAAGCAUGCCAUGGUAUAAUUAGUGCGUUGCUCAUAUGCCUGCGCAUAGGCCUUGAACUUAUUCAUGCUAAUUUGUUACGAUUUAUAUGUAGCUGCGUUAAUCCGAUAACGUUCCCAUGCGUUGGUUAAAUGACGAUUACAAUUGGCCGUUCGAUGAUUAUAAAACUGGCAAAGUAGGUCAGGCUCGUAAAUCUUUAGAAUAGUUCUUGAUUAUGCAUAAUCUUUUAAGAGGUGCCAUUUUUACUUUAAAAUAAAUUCUAGAUUAUAAUUCUGUAUUUUACUACACAUUACAAAUGUCUUCUUUAAUAUUUAUACAUGGCAAUGAAAUUGCUACCUACGUCAUUAAUUACUAAUUCAAUUGUGCUACAUCGUUUUAUUUAAUGAAGAUAUUUAUUAUAUUUCAAGUUAACGCAUCAAUGUAUCGUGUAAUCGUUUAUUAAAAGUAUAUAAAGCAUAUAUUUUUGCAAAUUGCACAACAUCGUGUACGAAAAAAUUCAAUUGAUUUAUUUAACAAUUCUAACAUUUAAACUGAUCGAAAAUGUUGCAAAAUAUUCAAAGUUACGUAAAUGAUAUAUUUAAUAAAGUAGGAUAGCUGAUCUUAUCAAGUUUGUUAUUGAUUUGAUAUAGCGUUGCACUUCUUUAUUAAUGUCAGCACCCAGCCAAUCACGAUUUAAUCGCGCUCUGACCUUACACCUUACCAGUUUCGUGAAACAUGCAAGAUCGACCACGACAGUUCGAUCACUAUUUCGAUCACCGGAUGAGCAUUUUGGUAAAUUGCCUUGUAAAUCACGGCACGUCCUGCACGCGUCUUGUUAAAUUUAUGAAUUACACGCAAGCCUUCGUGAUCGAUGAUCGAUGCAAGCCUUUUCCUGUCGAAACAAAAGGUGAAGCGCGAUUGUUGUUAAAACGACAUAAUUCCAUACGCGCCUUACUGCUACUAUAAACAGAUGUGGCAAAGCGCGAUGCACUUGGCGUGUAGGCAAACACAUUCCUACGAUAGUCUGGCCAUAAAAUACUGGCAACAUAACAAUAAAUUUUCCGUCGCUUUCGUGCACACGCUGCCGGAUGAGCCUCCUUUGUAAUCUGUAAAGUUAACAUUUCAAACUCGACCGUAUUCGCUGACGAAGAGACGCGAUAACGGGCACAAAUGAUAAUGGAGAAACUAUGCUAGAUACUCAGAUAAAUUCUUAUAAGAAAUGCGCUAGAAACUUUAAGGGAUAAUAAACUUUGCAGGAAAAACUGUGCUCAAUUUUUAUAAAUCUGUUUCUAUUGUAUGAUACUUAUAAAAAUCAC
Formica exsecta is the source of this 4390-nucleotide messenger RNA. RefSeq lists its product as uncharacterized. The coding region runs from base 123 to 2762 and encodes 879 amino acids. The record is from RefSeq and is a predicted model, not a curated record. Lineage: Eukaryota; Metazoa; Arthropoda; Insecta; Hymenoptera; Formicidae. The transcript is spliced from 3 exons.